Messenger RNA from Blepharisma stoltei, 243 nucleotides. The record is from the annotation of a GenBank genome assembly. NCBI's taxonomy places the organism in Eukaryota, Ciliophora, Heterotrichea, Heterotrichida, Blepharismidae.
AUGCUGAGCAGGUUUGAGCCGACUGCAUUGAGGACUUUUAUUAUUACGACACUCAGCAUCAUUGUGUUCCCAGUCAUGACUUAUUAUAUUGCGAGCUGUAAUGGUUAAGCAGAUCUUACAAGUGAUUUUUUGCCUUCAAAUCAGAUCAUAAUAAGCGGGUUUUCUGCUGUUUUUGCCGUGCAUAUUGUGAUUGGCUGCUUUCUUUUUAAAGUUUACAAAGACGAAAUAGUUAAAAAUAAAUAG